This is a messenger RNA of Cucurbita pepo subsp. pepo (vegetable marrow), 1500 nucleotides long. RefSeq names its product STOREKEEPER protein-like. Gene Ontology annotation, biological process: regulation of DNA-templated transcription. Lineage: Eukaryota; Viridiplantae; Streptophyta; Magnoliopsida; Cucurbitales; Cucurbitaceae. The record is from RefSeq and is a predicted model, not a curated record. Gene Ontology annotation, cellular component: nucleus.
UUUUCUUCCCUUCUAUUCCGAUGGCACCAAAGCGGCUCGUCGAAGAUCUUCCGUCCGCGCAUGCCUUUUCAGAUUCCGAAGAAGAAUCCGAUUAUGAGACUCAUGAAGAGGAUCGGGAAAUUGAUAAUCUAAUGCAGAACUCCGAGGACGAAAUCGAUGAACACACCCACGAAGAUGAAGAGGAAGAACAACAAGAAGAACAAGAACAAGCAAUCCCCUCUCCUGUCAUCCCUAGACGUGAAAAUUCUCUCGAAAAGGAUUCUGGGUUCGUCUCAGAUUCCGAUUCUGAGAAAACCCAAUCCUCCCCAAGUGCUUCUGCUUUCACCAUUAAACCGAUUCUUCGGAAAUUGGCCUGUGGGUCUUCUAAACCUAACAAGGAUUCACACAAGUCGAGCAUAGAUUGUGCUACUGUGAAGCCACCUUUUAGUUCAUGCUUAAAGCGCCCGAUUGAGAAUAACUUCCAAGGGAAUGAGUCGAAUAAGAAGAAGAUGAAGAGGGUAAUGAAUGGCGAAGAUAUUGAAGAAGGGAAAAAGGUGUGUGGGUCCGGCAUUAACAGGCUGUGGAGUGAGGAUGAUGAGAUUUCGAUACUACAGGGGAUGAUUGAUUUUCAAUCGGCAAAGGGGUCUGAUCCUUAUACCGAUAUGAGCCAAUUUCUAGAGUUCAUAAAGAAAAAUCUAAGCGUUAAUGUUUCGAAGAAUCAAUUGAUCGAUAAAGUGAGGAGGCUGAAGAAGAAGUACAAGAACAACUCGGAGAAGGGCAGGAAUGGGGACGACCCUGUAUUUUUGAAACAGCAUGAGCACAAUUCGUUUGUGCUGUCGAAGAAAAUAUGGGGCAAUGAAGCAAAGAAUAAGCCGAGGAAGCAUAGUGUGAAAGCUAGCAAUUCAGUGUCUAUAAGCUCGCCGAGAGUGGAUGUGGAAGCAGCAAAGAAAGAGACUGUGAACAAUAAUAAUGUUGAGAGUAAGAUUUUGGCAGAGGAGUUUCUAUCAGAAUAUCCAUGGCUGAAGGCUUCUUUCAUGGUGGAGAAUGGUAAGUUCUGUUCAGAAGGGCUAAUGCGGCUUGUUAGGGAAAGAAUGCCAUCAAUUGGGAGUGAAAAAGCGAAGGAAUUGGAUGACAAAUGGAGGAUGUUGGGAGAAAACGAACUGGAAUUGUAUGUGAAGAAGGUUGAAUUAGUUAGGGAACAAUGUAAACUAAUAUUGGAUUCAAUGGGGAAGGCAAAGAGAGGUUCCUAAGCCAAUCAAGGUAACUAAUAGACUCUCUUCGGGAAGUUUUUUUUUUUCUUUCUUUUUUCUUUUUUCUUUUUUCUUUUUUGGGUCUGAAAUUCUUUGAACUAUGAGCAUUCUGGAGUGGUGCUUGUCCACAACAUGGCAGAGAAAUAGUUGCUUCUGUAUUUUUCUGAGUUAUAAUAUAUAAUAGGUGAUAUUCCUUUUUAGUGUUUCUACACAUUUCCCUUUGUUUCUAAGAUGGAAAAUUCAAGAGAAUGUUCAUAAUAUUUGAGAUAUA